AAAACCAAAGUAGCUGAGGAAAGAAAGAUCCAAAGCAGAAUUCCGAUUCCAAUCACAAACACCAGAUUCAAAAAAAAUGGCAGAAGAUUUGGUAUUGGACACAGCAAUUAGAGACUGGGUAUUAAUCCCGCUCUCAGUUGUUAUGGUCCUAAUUGGAAUCCUCCGUUACUUUGUCUCAAAGCUUAUGCGUUCUUCUACUCAACCUGAUCCUAAAAUCAUCAAAGAAGGGCAAGUGAUAAUUAGGGCAAGGAAUUUGAGAGCCGGGGCUAAUUAUAUUCCAGCUAAAUCGUUUCGCGCGAGGAAAGUUUAUUACAGCAAUGAGGAAAACGGGUUACUACAUGUUCCCAAGGGCCAAGCUCAGAAUCCACAGGCACAAAUGUUCUCAGACCCAAACAUGGCUAUGGAUAUGAUGAAGAAGAACUUGUCGAUGAUAAUUCCUCAGACUCUUACAUUUGCCUGGGUCAACUUCUUCUUCUCUGGGUUUGUAGCUGCGAAGAUACCUUUUCCGUUAACUCAGAGGUUCAGGACCAUGUUGCAAAAUGGCAUUGAUCUAAGCACAGUUGAUGUCAGUUAUGUCAGCAGUCGCUCAUGGUAUUUCCUCAAUCUGUUUGGAUUAAGGGGAUUGUUCAGUCUCAUUCUUGGAGAAGAAAAUGCAACCGAUGAUACUCAACGCAUGAUGCAGAUGAGCGGAUUUGGUUUUGACCCCAGCAAGAGUUUGGGAGCAGAAAAGGACGGAUUAGAUAUUAUUCAGCAUGACUGGGCGCUACCCAAAUUUGAACAACGAGCUGAAGCAGUCUUGAGGAAACUUGUGAAAUGAGGAUCUUCUUUUAUAUUAUUUCGUAUUUGGAUAUGCAGCACUUUGCUUGCUGAUCGAGCUUCUUGUCGAUGCAUGUCAUCAUUCGCUAAGGUGGGCUACGUUGUUCAAAAGCCAAGAUGUUUGUCUUAGUAAUUUUUAUCUUCAGGUUGUUCUCUUCACCAAAGUAGAGAUUUUGCUGCCACUUUGCACGUUAUAGUUUUGAAAAUUUUGCAAACAACACAUAAAUUCUUAACUUGUAAGCUGUGAUGAAUUAACCAUUUUGAUUUGACUUGGGAUUUUUACUACUAGAGACAUUGCAUUA
Messenger RNA from Nicotiana tabacum (common tobacco), 1118 nucleotides. RefSeq lists its product as uncharacterized. The record is from RefSeq and is a predicted model, not a curated record. Gene Ontology annotation, biological process: protein folding in endoplasmic reticulum. Lineage: Eukaryota; Viridiplantae; Streptophyta; Magnoliopsida; Solanales; Solanaceae. Gene Ontology annotation, cellular component: membrane; EMC complex.